Molecule: messenger RNA, 3078 nt
Organism: Salvelinus sp. IW2-2015
Lineage: Eukaryota; Metazoa; Chordata; Actinopteri; Salmoniformes; Salmonidae
Gene: shkbp1
Product: SH3KBP1 binding protein 1
Biological process (GO): protein homooligomerization
Molecular function (GO): protein binding
Source: RefSeq, a predicted model, not a curated record
GAGGUUCUGCUCUCAGGAAGUUGCAGCAGAAACAAUUAUGUGGCUAACGUUGUCGUUGUCUAAAUACUUAUUGUGAUGGAUUAACUCAAUUAUUUACUUUGUGGGCAAUGCAUGAACAUUCCCACAUUUAAACAUAUGGCUAAUAUGGCAAGGACCGGAGACAUUAUCCAUUUAAACGUUGGAGGAAAAAGGUUCAGCACCUCCAAACAGACAUUGACAUGGGUCCCAGACUCAUUUUUCUCAAGUCUUCUAAGUGGGAGGAUCUCAACCUUGAAGGAUGAAACUGGAGCGAUCUUCAUAGAUCGGGACCCAUCUCUCUUUACUCCCAUACUGAACUUCCUGCGCACUAAAGAGUUGUUUCCCAGGUCCAUAAAUGUGCACCUGCUAAUGCAUGAAGCUGAGUUCUAUGGAAUCACUCCGUUGGUGCGUAAGCUGCAGCUUUGUGACGAGCUGGACCGAUCCUCCUGUGGAAACGUGCUCUUCAAUGGCUAUCUGCCACCUCCAGUGUACCCAGCGAAGCGGCGGAACCGUCAUAGUGUGGCGGGGCCUCAGUAUAUGGGUGGGCGUGCCCUGCCCAUGGAGAGAGCUCCAGUGAGACGCAGCAACACUAUGCCACCCAACCUAGGCAACGCGGGCAUACUGGGUAAAGCAACGAUGGAGGAGAGGAUAAGUGGUGCUCAGCUUGCAGACCCAGGCAUGGUCCGCAUCAUCUGUGGCCACCACAACUGGAUCGCUGUGGCUUAUGCCCAGUUUGUUGUUUGCUACCGAGUGAAGGAGUCUACAGGCUGGCAGCAGGUGUUCACCAGUCCCCGCCUGGACUGGGUGAUUGACAGGGUGGCGCUCAAUGCCAAGGUGAUGGGCGGCUCCCUGGGAGACAACGACAAGAUGGUGGCCGUGGCCUCGGGCACAGAGAUCAUCCUCUGGACUAUCUGUCCCGACGGCAACGGCAACGAGAUAGGUGUGUUCAGUCUGAAUGUCCCCGUGGAGGCUCUCUUCUUCGUGGCGAACCAGCUGAUUGCCACCAGCCACACAGGGAAAGUGGGAGUAUGGAAUGCGGUGACCAAACAUUGGCAGAAUCAAGACGUGGUUCCCAUUAACAGUUAUGAUACUGCCGGCUCCUUCCUAAUUCUAGGCUGUAACAAUGGGUCCAUAUAUUAUAUAGAUGUUCAGAAGUUUCCAUUGAGGAUGAAGGACAAUGACCUCUUAGUGACAGAGUUGUACCGCGACCCCACAGAGGACGCCAUCACUGCUCUCAGCGUCUACCUCACGCCCAAAACAAUCCCCAAUGUGUCGUCAGGCGACAGCGGCAAUUGGAUCGAGAUCGCCUACGGGACCAGCUCGGGCACGGUGCGGGUCAUAGUGCAGCACCCGGAGACCGUUGGCUCUGGGCCCCAGCUCUUCCAGACCUUCUCAGUCCACCGCAGCCCCGUCACCAAGAUCAUGCUCUCUGAGAAACACCUCAUAUCAGUGUGUGCAGACAACAACCACGUGCGGACCUGGACGGUGACUCGCUUCAGGGGCAUGAUCUCCACCCAGCCAGGCUCCACCCCCCUCACCUCCUUCAAGGUCCUCUCCCUGGAGGACAUCGACGGCCACGGGGGCUGUGCUGCCGGCACUGAGAUAGGUCCGUAUGGCGAGAGAGACGACCAGCAGGUAUUUAUCCAGAGGGUCGUCCCUGACACAGACAAACUCUACGUGCGCCUCUCGUCCAACGGGAAGAGGGUGUGUGAGGUGCGCUCUGUGGACGGCACCUCCAUCACCUCCUUCAUGGUGCACGAGUGCGAGGGGUCCAGCCGCAUCGGCUCACGUCCCCGCCGCUACCUCUUCAGUGGCCACGCCAACGGGAGCAUCCAGAUGUGGGACCUGACCACCGCCAUGGAGAUCGCAGGGAAAGUGGACAUCAGGGCGCUGGGCGGCCCUACAGAGGAGGAGCUCCUGGAGCUGUUAGACCAGUGUGACCUGGCUCUGACCCGUACGCCUGACAUGAGUCCCGCCGCCUCCUUCAUCCACUCCUCCAGCCCCCGAGCCUCCACCUCCAGUUUGCAGUCCCAGCUGAGUGAGAGCUCCAAGGAGCGCGGGGCCAGAGGAGGUGUGAGCAGCUCGGGUCCCUUCUCUGGUAGCCUGCCCCGUCAGGCCCCUCCGGUGCCCCUCACCAAACCCCGGGAUAUGAAUCUCUCCAUGGUGGGGUUGGGCCUCCAGCCCCACCACCUGGGUCUGAGCCAGGCUUCCCUCAGCAGCAGCGGCAGCCCCCGGCCCGGCCGCACCGCCCUCCAGGACAGAGACCGGGACGGAGGCAUGGGGUCUCUGCGCAGGGGCAGCUUCGUGGAACGUUGUCAGGAGCUUGCCAAGGUCUCGGACUCUGCAGGAGGGGCUGAGGGGGGCACGCGGCGCAGCCUGGCCGUAUGCUCAGAGUUGGAGGCUAGACUGGGCCUACGGACCCCCGCCUCUUUCUCCAUCCCCCCUGCAGCCUCUCCCGCCUCAUCUUUAUCUUCAUCACUGCGCCGACCACAUCCCACCUCACCCAGCCCUGCCCCUGCUACAAUCGUCAGUCCAACCCGCUCCCAGACCCCCGUGUCGCCUCGUCGAGCUGACACCUCCCCUACUACAGAAGCCCCGCCCCCUGAGGCUGCAGCAGCCACCCCAGAGAGCUCCUCCCCUGUUCCCCCCACCAGUCCUAAACCCCCUAUGAAUGAGACCAGCUUCUGACUGGCUCGGUGAUGUAUGAGUGAGUGGACUAACAAAGGACGCGUUUUGUGUUUGUGAGCGUGUGUGGUUUAGUGACGGCACAUAUUGUCAUAUUUAUGGGCUUUUCCUUGUUUAGCAUCAAGGAUACAUAUCAAAUGUCAUUCCUCUGUUUUCAAAAGGGCCAGCUGUGAUGUAGGCAAGAUUCGUAUACAAUAUAUCCAAAUGGUCAAUGUAUUGGUGAUGCAAAUUAUAACUCCAGCCAUGUAUGAAUGUGUUCUGUUGCAUUUGGUAGAGCAGUGCAUUUUAUUCAAUUGCGCUGAACAAAAUAUAAAUGCAACAUGUAACAAUUUUACUGAGUUACAGUUCAUAUAUGAAAUCAGUAAUUUUAAAUAA